This is a messenger RNA of Arachis duranensis, 503 nucleotides long. RefSeq names its product protein NDL2-like. Lineage: Eukaryota; Viridiplantae; Streptophyta; Magnoliopsida; Fabales; Fabaceae. The transcript has 3 exons. Bases 126 to 458 code for a protein of 110 amino acids. The record is from RefSeq and is a predicted model, not a curated record.
CAUUUAAUGACAUAAAGUAAAUUAGUUUACACCAAUUUCCAUUAGGCUUUGAAUAUUGGCAGUUGUUCGUUUUGAGAAGGCAAUCUGACCCCAACAUUCUUUUUGUCUGCAGUCUUAGUGCAGUAAUGUGCAUAGGAGUAGCUGCCGGGACUUACAUUCUUACCUUAUUUGCUAUGAAGUAUAGACAACGUGUACUUGGUUUGAUACUUGUUUCACCUCUAUGCAAAGAACCAUCUUGGACUGAGUGGUUGUGCAACAAGGUCAUGUCAAAUUUACUCUAUUUUUGUGGCAUGUGCAGGGUGGCAAAGGAAAUGUUGCUGAAGCGGUACUAUAGCAAGGUAUACUUUGUGCAUCCAAAUUCCCUCUUUCUACUUCCAUUUAGUGAGGCUGAGUUAUUUGCUUUUAUUUAUGGUGAUAGGACAUUCGAGGUGGUGCUCAAUUCCCAGAGUCAGAUAUAGUUAAAGCUUGCCGAAGGGUUAGUGAAUAUUUUUUGUUGUUGUACA